GUUUUUUUUGUGCGGAAUAAGAGUAGGUGUUAUGAUCUAGUGUUUGAGAGUGUAGUAGAAAGACACCUAUUAUAUGUAAAUACAUUUCAUUAAAACGUUACUAACAUUUAGGAAUGGCAGAGGGAGACAACAGAAGUGCUAAUCUUCUGGCACAGGAGACUGCCCAGCUGGAGGAGCACCUGCAAAGCUGGGGGGAGGUGAUCCUGGCUGGGGAUCAGGUCCUGCGAUGGGUGAAGCCCUGGUUCCCUGCUGCCUUGAUGGGAGCCAUCUCUGUGAUCUUCCUGAUGAUUUACUGUCUGGACCCAUCUGUUCUGACUGGGGUUUCUUGCGCUGUCAUGUUCCUCUGCCUAGCUGACUACCUUGUGCCCAUUCUCGCACCCAGGAUCUUCGGCUCCAACAAAUGGACCACGGAGCAGCAGCAGCGAUUCCACGAGAUCUGUGGGAACCUGGUGAAGACGCAGCGCAGGGUUGUGGGCUGGUCGAGACGACUUUUCACCCUGAAGGAAGAGAAACCCAAAGUGUACUUCAUGACUGUGAUCAGCUCUCUGUCAGCGAUGGCCUGGAUCGGACAGCAGGUCCACAACCUCUUCCUUAUGUACCUGAUCGUGAGCUUCCUCCUGCUGCUGCCAGGACUGAACCAGCAUGGGAUCAUCAGCAAGUACACUGGGAUGGCAAAGAGGGAGAUCAACAAACUGCUUAAACAGAAAGAGAAGAAGAACGAGUAAUGGAGAGGACAGGA
Molecule: messenger RNA, 739 nt
Organism: Polyodon spathula (Mississippi paddlefish)
Lineage: Eukaryota; Metazoa; Chordata; Actinopteri; Acipenseriformes; Polyodontidae
Product: ADP-ribosylation factor-like protein 6-interacting protein 1
Exons: 6
Coding region: 114-725 (203 amino acids)
Source: RefSeq, a predicted model, not a curated record